Messenger RNA from Aureobasidium namibiae CBS 147.97, 3111 nucleotides. RefSeq lists its product as uncharacterized. The record is from RefSeq and is a predicted model, not a curated record. Gene Ontology annotation, molecular function: protein binding. The transcript has a single exon. Lineage: Eukaryota; Fungi; Ascomycota; Dothideomycetes; Dothideales; Saccotheciaceae. Bases 1 to 3111 code for a protein of 1036 amino acids.
AUGGCCUACCAAGAUGCAUACACUUACGAUACUCACGAGUUACGACCCGACGACAGCGUCAGCCGCCGAGGAGACCAAGCCAGUGUCAGAAGCGCCGGUAUGAAGUCGUCAGCUUCGUCCUCGGAUGAUGGUCCAGCAGACUCGCACGUAUCAAAUUCGACCUACAAGAACGAGAGACCGACGACGCCUCUCUCACGACAAACAUCAAUACGCUCAGCACAAGCACAAACUCCAGCGACACACGUGUCUGGCAACAAGGACAGAGUGAGAUAUAGCUGGCAGAGCAUUCACGAGGAUGAGCCCAACAGGCCAAGGAUACACAUUGUCAAGAUUGUUUCGAAUACUGCAACAGCUUCGGCAGCAUCUCCCCAGGGCGAGGCUCUGGCCUUCUCCUUGUCGCCUGCCGGGAAGAGGAUUGCCGCUUACAACUCGGCCAGGCUGUUCGUCUUUCAGACUGCUGCCUUGCCCGUGAAUGUGUCGCAUGAGUAUGCUUUACGGAGACGACCACUAGCAGUAGAGAUCUGCGACGAUGCAAAUGUCCUUGCCGUACUCGUGGACGCUCACACCGUAAACAUCUACGACUUGUCGCGCAAUAAUGCUCGUCGCGUGAGGACUGUACGUACCGACCUGCCGACUUCAACGAUCGCCUUGUCUUCGACUGGUGGUCUACUUGCCACUGCAUAUGAAGGAGGUGUAGAGGUCUUCUCUCUGGCUCAAAAUGCUCUCAUCACUGACCGCCGUGCUGUGAGAGCUCCCAAGAUGGACAAAUUGGUCUUUUCUCAGGACGACUCGUCACUGCUCGGUACAACCACUCGCAUCUUUGCUUCUGCCACACUGGUUGUCUCGGUGCCGAUCUUUGCAGAGGACUCCUCUGCUCAGCCUUCACACAGAGAGCUUCAGGAAGCCUGGUGCACUGGUAUGCUGGAGCCUCAGAAUAUCAAGAACAGCAGUCAUGCCACCUUUAUGCGCGAGGAUGGAAAUAUGACGAAUGACAAACUUUUUGCCUGGAACGGCCUCGAAGAUACGUUUGGAGUGCUCAACGCACAUGACAUGGCCUACAGUCAGGUCGACUUCCCGGUAGCAAUAUCCCCUCCACUUUCUACUUGUGGAGGGCUCGGAGCGGCCAUCCACCAUUGUCCGUCCAUCGAUGAACAUGGAAAGAUUGUGGCCAUGAUUGUCAAUGAUCGUACGGUUCGCCUGUAUCUUGUUCCUCAGGAAGCUGAAGACGGCCACACCAAAGUGGAAGCACACAGCAUCGACCAUGAAUUGGACGAAGAGUACGGGUGUCCUUUCACUGAUCUGAGAUGGGUACAUUCACGCCUCAAUCUACCAGCUGCAUCACAAUCCCCGCACCAGAUCAGAGGCAGGUUGGUCGUCACAAGCCCUGGAUCCUUGGUCGAUGCGGAACAAGCAGGGUCGGGUGUACAAGAUAUCGAAGGUGGUCGCAUCAUUCUCUUCGACUUCGAUCCGCAAUUCGCUAGUCAACCGGGUCAGACUUUUGUCUUUCAUGUUGGAAAGGCUCCGCCAAUGACGCUCGAGGAAGAGACGAUGGAUGUUGCAGACGAGAUUGCAUUGGUGCGACGACGCACAGUAACCUCGAGUCGCAGCAACACCCUUGGAAAGAGGACGCCUUCGCUUGGAAGAGCUGCGACGACUGUGUCAAGACGGCAGGACAACUCUGCAUAUCGGAAUGGAAGCCCGUCUGGAUCAAUACAACAGCUGUCGUUGAACACUUCGCCAUGGAGGAGUCGACGAGUGAGCUCAUCUCUCAUCUCUUUGUCUGCCGAUGCGACCCGAUCACUACCGGAUCUACUCGAAGCAAGCGAAGUAGCCGCCGAGUCACUUGAGCAACCAUACUCGCAAGGAGCGCCUCGCUCAUACAUGUCCAUCGAGCGCGCAACUACUGCUGCAAACACACAUCGUUUCCAGACACUUGAGGAGCAUGAAGCAGAAUCAGAACAUCCAGGGGACUUGCCGUUACCAGCUUACACCGAACAUCCAAAUCAACCAUUACCUGGAAAGUACCGAGCUCUUGCGGGUCUGGAGAUACCAACACAUGCACGGUUUGUACAGCAGACUAACAAUCCUCCGUCUACAAUCAACACUGCACCUCCAAUAUUACCAGGACAUCAAUUUCUGCCACCAACCUCGACACUGUCUCCUGCACAUGCUAUCCCUCAAAACAUGACUCAUUCUGAUAGUCCCAUUGGCUCUUAUGCCAAUCCAGUUUCAAGAAGCGAGUUUAAUCCAAAUGCAGUGACCACUCGAUCUGGCACACAUACAAUUCUACGCACUCAGCCAUCUUGGGAGACAAUCAGUACAACAGCGCAGACUACACCACGCGGUCCCGCAACACUGCGAUCGCAGCCGAGUGGAGAAAGUCGCAGAGCAAUGAGCUUCUUUUCGCCGGACCUACGCCAAAGCACCAACACCGUACCGACAAGUCCUGAACACAUGCGUCCACCUCAGAUGAUGCAGGGUCUAGGUCUCCAAGAUUUCCGCCACUCCAUGUUGAUACCUCAAGAUCGGCAUAUCGAUGAACGACCGCGUACAAUGGCUGCGAAUUCGCGAUUCGGAGAUGAGAGAACAGGUGCUAUUCAACAUCGACCGCCACAUGUCAAUGCCCUACAAGCAGUCAAUUUUGCUUCUGCGAAUACACUGACACCGGCAAUGGCUUCCACAAGCAGAACUUCCAUUGGCGCGGUCUCGGCUAUCAGCACAGUUUCUGGGGAUAGCAAUAUACCGCCUCGUCCUGCCACCUCUGCAGGCGCCGUCGGCUAUCAGGUCACCGGCUGGUUCCCGCCCGCUCCACCCACUCCUCUCGAUGAAAUCCGUCCAACACUUGCCUCGAGGUCAAGAAGUGCAGGGUUCCCUCCUACUAGUGCUAGAGCUACUUCCUCUGGUAUUGCUCGACAAGGCACACCGGAGGAAUUUGCCUCGCCAAGAAUACGAAGAUCGAAGUCAGUGGGUACGGGACGCAAAGCUUGGUUUGCAAAGAAGAAACAGUUGGAAGAUAGGAUUGGAGGGGAGAUUUUACCUACGAUUGGAAGGGGCGUUAGAGAGGAUCUGAUGCAUCAUGAGGCGCAAGGAAAAAAAUGUGUUGUUAUGUGA